Messenger RNA from Aphanomyces invadans, 1160 nucleotides. RefSeq lists its product as hypothetical. Gene Ontology annotation, molecular function: recombinase activator activity; double-stranded DNA binding. The transcript has 6 exons. The record is from RefSeq and is a predicted model, not a curated record. Gene Ontology annotation, cellular component: condensed nuclear chromosome; DNA recombinase auxiliary factor complex. Gene Ontology annotation, biological process: meiotic joint molecule formation; homologous chromosome pairing at meiosis; meiotic strand invasion involved in reciprocal meiotic recombination. NCBI's taxonomy places the organism in Eukaryota, Oomycota, Saprolegniomycetes, Saprolegniales, Verrucalvaceae. Bases 45 to 776 code for a protein of 243 amino acids.
GGACGAAAUUCCCGCCAUUGUUGAUCACCAAGGAGUAUUGCGCGAUGUCCGGCAUCUCGGAAGACGACUUCGACCUCGAGAGCGACGAGGACUUUGAGCCGGCGUCCCCACCGCCUCCAAUUAAAAACGUCACGCGGACUCCUGCUUCCAAGAAGCGCUUGAAAAAGGAUGAGAGUGACGAGUAUGACUCAGAGGAUAGUGAACUCGAACCAGUGAAAAAGACUCCAAAAGCAACCCCAAAGUCGACACCCAAGGUGAAAGCACAGGUUGAGUCACCCAAGAAAGUAGAGAGCAAAGUCAAGGAAGCCAAAGCCAAGGACAUUAAACCAAAGGAGAUGGCGAACUCGACUGCCGGCAAGGAUGACAAGCCGAAAGAGAUCUUAAACCAGACCCAAGCAAGCGAGGAAGUUGCCAAGUACAUGCGUCAGACGAAUCGUCCGUACAGUGUGCUCAACGUGUUUGAAAAUCUGCAUCGGCGAAUUGGGAAGACGAUGCUGCAGAAGAUCUUGGACGUCCUGGUGGAAAAGGGAGAAAUCAAUGUCAAAACGUAUGGGAAAAGUCAGAUUUACUACUACAACCAGGCAAAACUUCCCCGCCCAUCGCCCGAGGCGUUGGCCCACAUAGAAGACCAAAUAACGGCCGCGUCAGACGAAGUCGCUUCGCUAGAAAAAGAGCUCAAAGACCACGAAGCCAUCCUGCAUGGCCUCAAUUCGCAAUUGUCGGACGCUGAGCUGAGCGUCACGCUCGAGUCGCUGGAAGCACAGGUAUGGUGCUGAGAUGCGCACGCGGCGAAUGAGUGCACUUGUGUUGUUAGAACGCGACGCUUCAAGCAAAGCUGCAAGAAAUGGACAAGAGGCCAUCUGUCGUGGUCGACCCAGGGGCCAAAGCAGCUCUGACCAAAUCCUUUACAAAGUACCGGGUACUGUGUACGACGCUCCGUUUGGCAAGCAAUAAAGCUGGGAAUGGGCUGUCUAGACGGAGUGGGUCAAGCGUAAGCGCAUCGUCAUGGAUGCUAUUGAUCAAAUUGCCGAUGGCAUGGAGAAGAAGCGCAAAGACGUAUUGGACUUAUGCGGCGUCGAGACGGACGAGAGUGUUGGAAUCAAGGAGAUUCCAGUUCUCCAUUAGGAAGGAUGAAGCAUUGAAACUGUAAAGAGCUUUUU